Messenger RNA from Talaromyces marneffei, 1056 nucleotides. RefSeq lists its product as uncharacterized. The transcript has a single exon. The coding region runs from base 1 to 1056 and encodes 351 amino acids. NCBI's taxonomy places the organism in Eukaryota, Fungi, Ascomycota, Eurotiomycetes, Eurotiales, Trichocomaceae. The record is from RefSeq and is a predicted model, not a curated record.
AUGCUAUUCUUUUAUGUGGAUGAUAUCGUCCUCGCGUACAAGAAGAGCCGUCAACUAGAAGCUGACUCAGUUCUGAACCAACUUCGCGCCAAAUACAAUAUAUCCGGAGGAGAGGAUCUAGAGUGGUUCCUAGGCAUGAGAAUCAUACGUGAUCGAAGCAAUAAGGUGAUCUGGCUUAGUCAAGCCACCUAUAUCGACAAAAUCGCUAAAUUAGCUGACACUCGGCAAACUGACGAUACACCAAUGUCUCGAGAAGAGUUGCUUCCAUACGAAGGAACGGCCACUUACAAGAGUCAACAUCACUAUCAACGCAAAGUUGGCUCAAUAAUGUACGCGGCUGUAAGCACUCGACCUGACGUGGCUUUUGCCGUCUCACGGCUUGCACGGUUCUUGUCAAAUCCAGGACCCAAGCACCAUAAAGCUGCCGACAAAGUUUUAUGCUAUCUCGAACGUCAUCGUGCGUACGCUUUGAGGCUUGGAGGAGGUGAAGAUUUUUCGGUAUCAACAGACGCCUCAUUUGCAGAUAAUACACUCGACCGGAAGAGCUCGCAAGCAUACGUCAUGACACUUUUCGGAGGAACGAUAGGAUGGCAAGCCAACAAGCAGGAUACGGUGACAACGUCAACUACGGAAGCCGAAUUGUUAGCUCUCGCUCAGGGGGUGAAAGAAGGCAAAUAUGUGCUUCGUUUGCUGCUUGAGUUAGAAAUACGAUUUGAGACACCUACUCUUCACGUUUUCUGUGACAACAAACAGACAUUAGGAUUGCUGGAGAAAGACGCUCCACGACUGCGUACAAAGCUUCGACACGUCGAUAUUCACAAUCACUGGGUUCGACAAGAGGUGCAGAAGGGAGAUAUCCAAGUGCACUAUAUGCCCACGAAAGAUAUGAUUGCCAACGGCCUCACCAAGGCACUCAGCAAGCAGGAACACCAAAUAUUUCUCAAUCAAAUCGGAGUAGAGAAUAUCGACAGCCGUCUCGCUCCCCAGCAAAAAGAUAUAGAGAACCCGGACAUCGAAGAACUGCUUUCUCUCAACGACAUGCCCAACAAUAUAUGA